GCCUGCGCCGCUAUGAAACAGCCUCGGCUGUUGGUCGGCCGCCCGUGCCUGCUGCUACAACGGUAAACGCCAUUGGCCGCUUGCUCCUCGCAGGCGCCGCUGCGUGCGGGAGAUGCCCCCCGGUAGCGCAAUGGCGGCCGGGCAGCCCCUCGGGCAGGGGGGGCCAUCAGCCGCCGGCGGCUCCCGCCUCACUGUGUUUCUCUUUCCCCCGCAGGUUGCUGAAAAGUGCCUUUCCUGAAGCCGCCGCUGCUUGGAUCGCUGCCCCGGGCUGCCGCCCUCUGCCCCGCGCCCCCCGCUCUGUGUAACCGGCGUCGCUUGCGCUGCGGGCCCCGACGGCAGCGCCUCCAGCCUCCCCGCGGGUUUCGGUUCUGCUCCACGUUCGCACGCGGCUCGCUCAGCCAUUUUAAUUCGGUUUGAGUUUGCUCCUGCCCCGAGUAUGUAGCAAAUAUCGAAAAGAAAGAGGAAAAAAAACACACAAAACAACCCGCAAAACGAAAGAAAUCCGACGUCCUUUUGCUCGUUUUGAUGCUCGCGAACCGUGAUUUUUAGAAGCAAGAAAUAGAAGGAAAAAAUACCCCCAGAAAACGAAGUUUUCUCCCCAAGGACCGAGACCAUUCCACAAACUGAAGUGCUGCCAACAGCAUAUGCUUUUUGCAAGAAUAAUUGAAACCAUUAACUGGAGAGCACAGAAUCCUUUUGAAAGUCUGCCAGUUCUUUGCAAGUAACUCCGGCAGUGGCACAAAAUCUAACACUUGUAUUUUAACUUCUACAAUUGCACUUUUAGGAGCUGGCCUCUCAUUUGAUUUUCAGUUUGUUCUGAUAAGAUUUCUAUUUUAUGAUUGGCUUUAUGUUUAAUUCUUGUUUCGAGAAACACGAUUUGACUUAAAUGAAAACCUAAGUGCUGAUGAAUAGGAGUUCUACCAAAGCAACAAGUUAGUUAUUUCUUCGCGUUUAACUUGAAUUCACUUUUUUACCCUUUUUUUAAACAAACAAGAAGAAACUCAAGCGGCUCAGCAGUACCUGGUGCCCCCGAGGAAGGGUGCCCUCGCUUGAUUGGUCACUUCUGGUUUUUACUAUGGCUGUAAACGUUUCCCUGGUGCGGGAUACGAAGUGGCUGACGUUAGAAGUGUGUCGGGAGUUUCAGAGAGGAACUUGUUCUCGGUCCGAUGCAGAGUGCAAGUUCGCCCAUCCCUCACGGAGUUGCCAUGUGGAAAACGGUCGAGUUAUUGCCUGCUUUGACUCCCUAAAGGGCCGGUGUACCCGAGAGAACUGCAAAUAUCUCCAUCCUCCCCCCCACUUGAAAACGCAGCUCGAGAUAAACGGCCGCAACAACCUGAUCCAGCAGAAGACAGCCGCAGCCAUGUUCGCUCAGCAGAUGCAGUUCAUGCUUCCAGGUGCCCAGCUACAGCCCAUUACAACGUUUCCUGUGACUCCAUCGCUCGCAACAAGCCCCACGAUGGCUUUUAGUCCUUACCUGAGUCAUGUUUCUCCUGGGAUGGGAUUGGUUCCUGCAGAGCUGUUACCAAAUACUCCUGUCCUGGUUUCUGGAAAUCCUACUGUUACAGUACCAGGAGGCUCUGCUGGGCAGAAACUGAUGCGUACGGAUAAACUGGAGGUGUGUCGGGAGUUCCAGCGUGGGAAUUGCACGCGUGGUGAGAACGAUUGCCGCUACGCUCACCCCAUAGAUAUCGCAAUGAUAGACACAAAUGAGAACACUGUCACAGUCUGCAUGGAUUACAUCAAAGGUCGAUGCUCUAGGGAGAAAUGCAAGUACUUUCAUCCCCCUGCACACCUGCAAGCCAAAAUCAAGGCAGCUCAACACCAGGUGAACCAGACAGCUGCAGCUGCAAUGGCCCUGCCGCCUGGUGCACUUCAACCUUUACCAAAGAGGCCAGCACUUGAAAAAAACAAUGGUGCCACCACAGUCUUUAACCCAAGCGUUUUCCACUACCAACAGGCUCUAGCCAACAUGCAGUUGCAACAGCCUGCAUUCAUCCCUACAGUGCCCAUGAUGCACGGUGCUACGCCCACCACUGUGUCUGCAGCAACAACUCCUGCCACCAGCGUCCCCUUCGCUGCAACAGCUACCGCCAAUCAGAUAUCCCAGUUAUCAGUAGAUGAACUGAGUAGCAGCAUGUUUGUUUCACAGAUGUAGAAGUUCCCGAUAGAACACAGAUCAUGUUGAAAUUCUGAACAGUAAAAUUAUGGAGCACCAGGACUUCUUGGUGGGAAGCUGCGCAUGGCCUUUCUGUAUAUACCCCCUCUUCCCUCUCUCGUUCUCUACCACCUCUACAGUAAGCCUGUUGCAGCCUACAUGUUAACCAAAAACUGAGCAAUGGGAAUGUCAAAAAAAAAAAUGAAAAGACAAAAAAAAAAAAAAAAAGCACUAUAGAAACACUUAACAAACAGCGCUCUGAUAUACGAGAUAUACCAGUAGGAAAUUAUAAUAGACUUUUGUAACACAUAACUUUAACACACUUAAUCAUUUUCUGACUACCAUCCUGAGAAGUGCAGCUGCACAGCGGACUGUUGGUUUACUGUAUACUAUCGAUGGAUAAAUGUUUGUCUUGUUUUUAAAGUGUUAUCUUCCUGUUCUGUUUACAUCAUAGUCUAUUGAUUUGUUUGGAAGUGUACAUCAUUAUCAAGUAUACUCAGUACCAUCUUUUCAUUAUUGUUAUGUCUUAAGUUUUCAUAUUCUGUAGGUUUUAUGGGGUUUUGUUUGGUUGUUGUUUUUUUUUUUUACUAAAAAUGUUAUUGUGGGAAACAGGAAUUACGUGCUGGAAAAACACGACACAGGAAUGUUCUGCCCUUUGCUGGAGUUUGCUGUUAGUGUCAGCUAAAGAUGCUCAUGUUAAAUGCUCCUUCUAAGCAUUUAAAAUUUGCCUUCAGACAGAGUGUCCGAACUUGUAGUACAAGGGAUGCGAAAGGACAGUUGUCUUUUAGUCCAGCUCAGGGUAUUUCUUCCAAUACAAUGAGCUGAUUGUGGAAACCCUUUGGGGAAAGCCGCAUGUAAAAUCCCAGGGUCGGGAAUGAUUGGCUCAGCUGGUGGUAAGCAUCAAGGGAUUUCUGCAGUUCUGUUGUCCAUGGAAGUGCAUUCUCAGCUGCAAACUGCGCACAAUCUCUCACGGUGCAGUCAAAACAAAAGCAAAAGGUGUGAGGUGAGACAGCUUCAGUUGGGCAAAGACUCACAGUGUUGGAGAGGAGCUGGAGCGGGCCAUAGCCAUGACUUUGCCCAAGCUGUGUAAUGCCGUGCCCAGUGGCUUGUCUUCACUGAGCAUGCUGAAACAUUUCAGCCUGAAAGCUGAGCUGGCUCUCCUUGAGAUGCUGUCAGCGUUCUUUACUCACCAUUUUCCAUAAGUGGGUGAUUUUUUUUUCCCUGUGAUCUUUGGCCCUCUAAAGCAAACACAGCAGUGACAAGGCAGGAAAAAGCUCAGCAUAAGCUUCCUACCGUAGAUAAAUAUUCAUCUUAAUGGAGCUCCUGUAGGUCAGUGGAUUUAUUUUGGCACCUUCUACUUGAUCAAGAGCAAUGUUUGCCUCACAACAAGGGCUAGUUCUCAAUACCUCCUUGUCUGACACAUGAAUUAACUGAUUUCCAGCCCGUGCACCCUGGACAGCCCAGCCUGUUACGCUGUAUUGCUGAACAAUCUGGCUGCAGUAUGCAUUUUGGUUGAGGAUACAACCAAAUUCAUCCCUGUCAUAGCUCUACCAUAUCAUUGGCAUUAUGGAAGAGAUGGAUUUGCUGCUGUAAAUCCACAAACUCCAUAGGAGGAGAAAGAAAAUGGUGAUUGAAACCAAGCAAGAGGCCACCUCCCAGCUUCAGGGUGGCUGGCCAGCCCAAGCUCGUGGUGGUCCUGUGGGGUGCCAAAUUCUGUCAAACAGGUUCUCUUUUCUUUUCCAAGCUCCUUGGCCUUGGUUAGAGACUUACCUUGCCCCCUCUUCUCCAGUGUGAGCACAGAUAGUUUGCUAGAUGUGUGCCUCCAUGGAUCGCAAGUGAUGGAGGGGCAUGUAGGGCACAGCCAGUGUGUCCCAGAGCAGGCCCUGACCAUCUGCCCAUGGAAAGCCAUUCAUAGCAAGAAGUUUGAAGAGCCCAGCUCAAAAAGGCCUUCAUCAGGCUUUGAAGCAAACCCUGAGAGAGGGGAGAAAACUAUCCCCCCCCCCCCCAAGAUCUCCUUUAUGAACCCCACGUUUGGACAGUCACUUGUCCAUAGCUGUUCCCCUGCCAUCAGCAUCCCCAAGCAGCAGCGUUGUCUGAAAUCAGUGACUCCCCUUUGCGUUGGCGACCACAUCCCUGUUCUUUUCACCACUGAGUUUCUGUUUCCCAAAAACCGUAACAUUGUUAGUGGAAAAAAGUGGAUUUGAGUACUUCCUGUUUGAAAUUAUUUGUGUAUCAAACAAAUGGGUUUUGCACAACCUGUGCCAGUGCCUCAACAAAGAACAGAACUGAUCUUCUUAAGCCAGAAAGGAUGCAUUCAAGCUUGUAUGGCUUUAUUGAGUUCAAGGAGGUUGGAAUUUUUUCAGUGCUAAAAGGAUUUUUGUAUAUCUUGACACUUUGAUGUAACCUCCUCUUCUAUUUAUCGACUUCAACAUCUGGCAUAGAUGUGCAUAGAAUGUAAACCUAGAAUACAGCUGUUUCCCUGUCACACUUAAAGCACUGAAAAAAAAACAAGAAGAAGAGAAAGAAAAGUGUUUAAGGAUUAUUUUUUAUUAAAGAGGUCCAAUGAGGGAUGUUCAGGGUAGUUAUUAGGUGCCACAACAGUUUUUAUAUUGCUGGCAAAUUUAGAGUUAAUUUGUAAAUGAAUUUAAGGAAAGAAAAGCUUGAAGCACUAAACUUCACCAAAUUCAAAACAAUCUCGGCAACGAUGCCGCUUUGAGGUAGCACUAUUGAAGCUAGUUGUGCAAUGAACUUGCUCUAAUUUUCUUUGUUCAAGAAAGAAAAGAAAAAAAAAGCCAGUCGCCAGACUAUAAAUUUCCUAAAUAGACUAUUACAAAGUCACCGAGCUAGUUAGUGACUCUAAACAAAUGUCAUAAAAGCAUGAAUAUCAUCCUUUAUUUGACAAGAGAUGUAUGUAAGUUUGUUUAAAUCGAUAUAAUUUUAGUGACAUUUUUAUAAGCUUCCCACUUUCCAUGAACCUAUAUUUUUUAUUUAUCCAAAGUGAUUUCUCUUUGUCCAUUUCUCUCAGCCUUAUGCAAACAAUAUGCAAGAAAUGCUGAAACUUGGAUAAAACGGGUCAUGCAGAGGGAAAAUGAAAGCUGAGAUGGAUCAUUUUCACGGGAAAAGGUUGUUAGUAGUUUCAAUACAAAGUACUACUACUAAACUGUAACAUAAGCAGACAAUAAAAGAGGGAUUUAAAAUAAAAUGGAUUCAUAAAACUAUUAAGAUUAUUUUUGUUAAAUACAGUGCUUUUAGUAAUUUGGAACAUGGUUUCACAAUCAGCCCUGGGGGGUGUUGUUGAGUUGGAGGUUUCGAGCUGAUGAUUUUUGGACUGUGUGUUUUUGCAUCGCAACGCUCUAGAAGCCGGGCCCCUUCCCCGAGCACUCCGCAGCACCGGGUCCUCCCUUGCCAGCCCAUCCUCGCCGUCUCCCACUGCGCUCGGAGUGUUCCCCAAUGGAAGCAGCCCAGAUGCCGGCGUUGGGGCCCUCCGGGAUGCCGAUGGCCGGCGCUGGAUGUGGGUAUGUGUCUGGUGGAUGCAGCUGGCCGGAGGAGGAGGAGGAGGCCGCGUGUGCCCGGUGAGAUGGCCUCUCCUCCCUGGGGUGGGAGAGCAGCUCUAGGGUCGUUGGGAAACUGGAGUCCUCCUUUGCUUUCUCCCUUGUACAUUUCACAGACAUGGAAAUUGAAAAAAGUGAAAUUUAUGAGGAAAAUGGAAUUUCCCAUUCCUGUUGAAUGGAUUUAGUUUGAUAUUGACCUGAUUUUACCAUGUGCCUGUUGAAGGCCUUAGAGUAUAUACUGUAUGUUAAAGACUGUAAUAACUUUAAAGAAAAAUAGUCAAUAGCCUAAUCCAAAUGUAAAUAGAGCUACACCACCUUGUUACUAGGCUACAAUGCAUUCAUUCCUUCCUCCAUGUCAUCUCUCUUCGUUUCUCUGCCAUUAGUUUUUAAGGUUUUUGUUAUUGCUCUUUUUUUUUUUUUAAUAUCUUUAGUAACUAAUGAAUUUAAUUUUGAAGGAGGGGUAGAGAAAGUUUUAAGCUUUUUAAGACAUGUAUUCAGCCCAUUUAGUUCUAUCCUAACCCCACACCGAAGCAUGGUAAGGUAUAGAAUACAGUCCAUAACUAGUUUGUAUAGUUUACAGUUUAAGAACAAAAUUAACUUUGUAUGUAACUCCUACAAUGAUAGAUUCAUUGUUAACUAAUUAUAUUAAGUUGUUGUUGCUAUGGCAACAAAACUACAACAUGGCUACCUUUGUAUACAUUAUUUGUGAGAUUUUCACAUGUAAAUGAGAAGUGAUGUGUAACAGUAUGAGCUUGUUCAAGGUACAGUUCGAUACUGUCAGAGAAAGAGAUGAUUGAGUAUUUUUAAAAUCCCAAAGUCCCAUGUGAACGCUGAAUCCGUGGCUCCGAGGGUCACUCUUUCAGCCCAGAAGUUUACAACACAUGGAUUUAGAGUCAGGUUUUAUAGCUUGUAGAAAUUGUUGUGUGGCAAGGGUUAUUCCACAGUAUUUUCACUUCCAAAACCACCACAAGCCUGGAUUUACCACGUAGGGACCGGUCUUUGCUUUCAUUUCAGCUCCAUUCACACGGUGGCAACUCCGAGUUAACCCGUCUCAGUACUGUAGCUCCGCCUGCAAUCUUCCUCUCUCCCGAAUCUGAGCACUCACACGAUGCGUUACGAUCAGGGCUAAAGAAUUAAGCAUAGAACUAUUUUAGUACUAAUUUAUACUGGCAAAAACUGUACAUAAGAGAACCAAAAUAUUGUGGAAUGACCCCGUAACAGUGUUGAAGAUACCAAUAUGCUGCAGUUAAACUGAUUCAGUUCGUGUACGAAUGUGUGAGACACACCUUUUUUGCACUUAUGUACAUAGUCCACGAAAGAAAUCCUUGGAACUUAUUUUGAAUAUAAAAAAGUCUGUAAUAAUACAGGAAAAGUUUGUAAAAGAGAUAGGUAUUACUAAGGCUUUGAAAAGGAGGAGUUUUUUGCUAUAAAACUUAUCUGAAAGCAUGAUGUUGCUUUGCUGUUGUAAAAGCUUUGUAGUUUGCCAUAGCUUAUUAUACAGCAGACUGCUACCAGGUCAGCUCCAACCUGCAGCACAGAGAAAUGGGGAACAGUGCUUAAUUAAAUAGUAAGGUCACUAGCAAAGAUUUGAAUUCCUCUUUCCAUCAGCCUGCAUUCCCAAACACACCCCAGGGCAUGCUUCUGAUGGGUUGUGAUGGGUGAAUCCUGCUAGGACUCGUAGGUCCGUGGUGGCACACAAGCCUUUUUCCUAGCGCCUAAUCCCGUUUCUAGUGGAAGUGUUUGUCUGUUAGAGGUGGCUGUCACUGCUGAGAGUGUUUUAAAUCCCAGAGGGAGUUGGAAAUGUCACAACUUACUCAUUUAUUUCUUUUUAUUUAACUUUAUGGGGCAAGGUCACAAAUCGAAGGGGCUGAUGAGCAGCGGAUGGACAGGGGUGGCUGUGGUUGGCCUUGGGCCACUUUCCUCUGCUGUCCAACAGCAGCGGUGCUUGUUAGGGAGCACGACGUGGCUCGGUGCUGCCAGAGGGCUGUCGGGGCAGGCAGGUGGAGGCUGAUGGUGGCAUCGUGGCCAGCUUCAUGCUUGGAGGUUGACAAAGCCCCGUUGUGUUGGCCGCCAAAGGAAAGCACAGCCGUGGUUCCCCAGCUCUGCUGAGCAGCCUCUUGGUUCCCUUUCCACUGUGUUGUGGUACUGCUGGGGCUCUGCAGUACCGGGGGAUUGUGGAGGAGCUGAAGUGCCUGUGUUGACCCAUUUCUUUUCAUUGGAAUAAGUAUGCUCCAGCAGGCUGGAGCAGCUCUGCUCUGGAGCCAGGCUGAGAGAUCUGGGCUGGGGCAGCCUGGAGAAGAGAAGGCUCCUGAAGGGGAGACCUUAGAGCAGCUCCAGUGCCUAAAGGGGCUGCAGGAAACCUGGAGAGGGGCUUGGGACAAGGGAUGUAGGGACAGGGCAAGGGGAAUGGCUUGAACCUGCCCGAGGAGACUGAGCUGAGCUCUUAGGCAGAAGCUCUUCCCUGUGAGGGUGCUGAGGCGCUGGCACAGGGUGCCCAGAGAAGCUGUGGCUGCCCCAUCCCUGGCAGUGCUCAAGGCCAGGUUGGACACAAGGGCUUGGGUUGGGGCUGGAUGAGCUUUAAGGUCCCUUCAGCCCCAACUGGUCUGGGCUUCUCCGACCUUUUCUGCCAAGCCCAAGCCUUGUUGCAGGGUUGGGGCUGAGGCGUCCCCACCAGGAGCUGCUCUUUGGCCACCACUGCCGGCAUCUCAGAGGUUCCAGCUCCUCACGAUGUCAGCCAGUGCCCAACCAGCCCGCGUGGCCCCAGGGGGCUGGUUAAGGUGGGGGCUGCUGAAUGGGAGCCGUAGCAUCGCACGGUCCCAGCGUCUUUAAGGUGGGAAAUCAGAUGUUGCUUUUCUUUAUGGGUGUUACAAUAACCCAGGCUUUAAUACAAAAUAACCAGCUAAUUCUAAUCUCCGUGCUCUCAAGGCCUCACUUUGCUGCAAUCUGUUUCCAUAACCAAGUUCUUUCCCUUUUCCAGGAUUGUGAGAGAAAAAUCCUUUGCACUAUGUGAAAUGAAUCGUAGGUGGUCAAACCUUUGCAUUGGGGAUGAGCAUGAUCAUGACAAAAACACCUCUAAAAUCUUUGCUAGUGAUCUUUACUGACAUCCUGUAUCAUCAGAAAUAACUCCAUUUGCCUCUCAAAUGAGCUAUUUCAACAUGCAAAAAUAACACAACUAUUAAAUAAAAGGAAGUUAUUUUUCCAAACACACAACAGAGAGAAUUACCUGACACCGAAUUACAAGGUUCCAGUUCUUUAUUACUGUACACAGAUGCUAUUUGAUAGUGGUGGAAGCCAAAUGAUUUUGUUGCCAUGGCUUUUGUAUCCUAGCAGAUGAGGGGAUGAUAAGACCAUUCAUAGAUUGGAUUCUGGGAUUUUGUUGUUUUCUUUCCAAUUAGCUUUGCUUUAAUUCUGUCCUCAUUUUAAACCAUUCCGAUGAGCCGAGACUCCCCACUCUUUAUUCUAUCACCUGACAACAGGUCACUGGUUCUUUUCUUCUAGAGAAUUGUGUUUUAGGCAAUCACUAAACUCAACGAGAGAAUGUUCUCCUAAAUUGUCCGGUUUGAAUCGCAAUAUAGAAAAGCAUUUAUACUGUGUAAAGUAGAUCUUGAAGUACCUUCUUUUCAUAGGCAUUUCUGGCAAAACCAAGUAAGGGAAACAUUAGAUAUCAAUUUAAUGGUAUAGGUUAGAGAAUAUAUACAAAUACUACCGUUAGCCCUGUGGAAUAGUCAGAAGUUCAAGUCUCCUCAGACCCAGGCGUAGGCUAAUGCAGUGUUCCAGUUCAUAACACCAUAGUUCAUUCCCUCAACUGCUACAACAGGGUGUACGCUUUGAGUUUCUUUUCCUUUCGGCCACGUUAUAUUGCUGUAGUGCUUGUACGUGCUUUAGAACUGUGCAUAAUGCUACUCAUUUUAGUAUGUUACUUCUCUAUUGUUAUUGGUUUAUUUUUGGAUCUUUUAAUAAAGUGUAUAAAAUCCUU
Neopsephotus bourkii (Bourke's parrot) is the source of this 9682-nucleotide messenger RNA. It is a transcript of the gene MBNL3, whose product is annotated as muscleblind like splicing regulator 3. The transcript is spliced from 8 exons. Lineage: Eukaryota; Metazoa; Chordata; Aves; Psittaciformes; Psittacidae. The record is from RefSeq and is a predicted model, not a curated record. Gene Ontology annotation, molecular function: metal ion binding. The coding region runs from base 1076 to 2155 and encodes 359 amino acids.